Limulus polyphemus (Atlantic horseshoe crab) is the source of this 427-nucleotide messenger RNA. RefSeq lists its product as uncharacterized. The record is from RefSeq and is a predicted model, not a curated record. The coding region runs from base 92 to 427 and encodes 111 amino acids. The transcript is spliced from 3 exons. NCBI's taxonomy places the organism in Eukaryota, Metazoa, Arthropoda, Merostomata, Xiphosura, Limulidae.
ACAGUAACUGAGAAUGCCAUGUGAGGUAUUUCUUUCUUUCGAAUUGGCAACACUUUAAUGUACAUAAAGCUACUUACCGAAGCAGUGCAAGAUGACCCAAAGCGCAGUCACCUUUUUUCUUACAGCUUUCAUGAUGCUGUGGACAACCGUUUUUCCCCAUGUGUACCUGGAAAUUUAUCCACAAGAUAACCCUUUAAGAUUUACAGUAGGAUCAGACUUCAAAGUUCAAUGUCUGCUUUUAGAAAAUGACAGUGUUCGUGUUAACUCUACUGUUUCUGAAACUGAAUGGCGCAGUCCACACGGAGAGGCUGUUUCAUAUAACUUAAACAGCUAUCUUCAUCCUCCUUCCCACACAAAACAUGUGUAUGAGAUUGUUACAAGUGAGCAAAAUGGUGAUGACGAAAAAACUAUGGGAGUACAGUUUUGA